UUAAUCAAUACAUCUAAAAAUAGUACGCGUGUACACAAUUGUGAAAGUAAACCAAAAUGGCCUUUAACUUGACAAGUAUGAUUUUGGAUAAUUCUAACAUUAUAAAAGGAUAACUAUGGAUAAAAUAGGAUGCAUUAAUAACUUCUGAAUAAGCAUGCCACGGAUUGCAGUACUUGGUGCUGGCGUAAUUGGAUUAUCGACUGCAGUUUCUAUUAGAAAAUCCUUGCCAAGUGCCUCGAUUGUAAUUAUCGCAGACAAGUUUGGCAGCGAAACAACAAGCUAUGGUGCAGGGGGACUUUCCAUUCCUACAGUUGACAAAGUUCCUGGUGUGCCUAAAGAUCUUGUUAGGAGAUGGGUUUCAGAUUCCUGGAAAUGGUUUUCUGAUUUGACCUUGUCCGAUUUAGCAUCUACUACCGGUAAUCAACUGGCACCGGGUUACUUUUUAUGCAAUACGCCACUUAUUGAUCCAUUGUUUGCGGAAUAUGUAUAUUCAUACGAAAGAAUGAGCGAUGAAGAAUUAAAAAAAAUAAAUAUGCAAGCGAAAUACAAAUAUGGUUACCGUGUAACGAGUAUAAUUACAUGUCUGAAGAAAUACCUACCAUGGUUGACCAAACUUCAUCUAGAUGGUGGAGGGAUAAUAGAAGGGAGGAAGAUUGAAAAUUUAAAUGAGCUUGUAGGUACAUAUGACGUUGUAGUAAACUGUACGGGACUUGGUAGUAGAAAACUUUUGAAUGAUGGAAAGAUUCACUCAAACAGGGGACAGAUCAUUGAGCUUCAUGCUGAUUGGAUAAAGUAUUGGAUUUACACGGACGAUGGAGCUUAUUUAUUACCUUACGAUGAUAUUGUAAAAAUUGGUGGCGUUCGACAAAUGCAUAAUUACAACAUUGAAGUCGAUGAAAAUGAUCAACGAGAAAUAAAAGAAAAAUGCUACAGGUUAUGGCCUCCUCUUCAGGGAGCCGAUAUAGUAAAAGAAUGGGUAGGACUUCGCCCAACUAGAACACCUCUACGGUUAGAAGCAGAGUUGAUAAAGUUCCCAACGGGAAAACUAAAGGUAGUCCAUAACUAUGGUCAUGGUGGUGUUGGAAUUGCAAUAAGCUGGGGGACAAGUCUACAUGCAGCAAAAUUAGUAAAGGAUAUAUUGCAAUCUGAAAGUCGAUUGUAAUCUGCAAUCCUAAUUAUAAAUACUUCCUUCAAAUAUUUUAUAAACUUGUUAUUAGUUAAUGAUUUAAAGAAGGUUUGAUUUAAUUAA
This is a messenger RNA of Mytilus californianus (California mussel), 1249 nucleotides long. Its product is annotated as D-aspartate oxidase-like. The record is from RefSeq and is a predicted model, not a curated record. Bases 155 to 1162 code for a protein of 335 amino acids. Gene Ontology annotation, molecular function: FAD binding; D-amino-acid oxidase activity. NCBI's taxonomy places the organism in Eukaryota, Metazoa, Mollusca, Bivalvia, Mytilida, Mytilidae. The transcript is spliced from 11 exons.